AUGAGCGAAGCUCCGCCUGAAAAGUCCGCCGCAUCUUAUAGCUUAACACCGGGCACUCACGCUGAAAAGACUUGUGAUGAGCAGGCAUCACUCCAGACAGCUGUCGUUGACUUCGACGACGAGCUUCCUCACCCAAACCAAUGGCCCAUUGCUCGACGUUGGGCUAUAAUGGCGGUCAUCACCCUCCUUAAUGUGCUGGUUAACAUAUCCACAACGAUCGUGGCCCCAUCGCUAGACAAAAUAUGCGCCGAAUUGGAGAUGGAUCCAAAUAUCGAAGGACCGCUGACAAUAUCCGCAUAUAUACUCAUGCUUGCGCUGGGGCCGCUGCUGCUGGCGCCCUUUAGUGAGCUGUGGGGGCGCGUACCCUUGAUCCAUGCCGGUAACCUGAUGUAUAUGGUAUUCAAUCUUGCCUGCGGGUUUGCGCAGAACAGGGCACAACUACUGGCAUUCCGAAUAUUAUCAGGAUUUGGAAGCGGUGCAAGUCCAGUGGUUGGAAUCGGAAUGGUUAGCGAUCUUUUCUCAGCUGAGCAGCGUGGCAAAGGGCUCGCCGUCAUCAACAUGGCCUUCAUCGUCGCGACCCCAAUCGGUGCCAUCGUGGGCGGCUUCACCAGCUAUUCCUCAUCCUGGCGCUACGACUUCUACGCCACGUCUGCCGCUGCUGGUGUGUUAAUCAUCAUCAGCGCCCUUGUCUUUCGCGAGACCUAUCCCCCUGUCAUUCUUGGGCGCCGGAAGAAACAGCUUCUCAAGAACGAUGCUAAACUACCGUACGAUGACGACCGCCCCAGCCUCGCAGCCCUCUACACCAAGACCAUCAUACGCCCCAUUCAAUUCCUCACUACGCAGCCUAUCGUCCAGCUACUGGCACUCUACGCCGCCAUCAUCUACGGAGCCGCGUAUCUCAUCUUCUCGACUUUCCCGACACUCUGGGAAAAGCACUACGGAGAGCCCAAGGAUGUCGCCUCGCUGCACUUCAUCGCGCCUGGAGUCGGCUACUUCGUUGGCAUUCUGAUCGGCCUCUUCACUGCCGACCGCAUAUACCUCGCCCUCAAGCGACGGAACCACAAUGAAGGACGGCCGGAGUUUCGCCUCCCACUGAUGGCCGUCAGUGCCGUGUGCGUGCCACCCGCACUGUUCUGGUAUGGUUGGACGGCCGAGGUGAAGCUGCAUUGGGCGGUGCCCAAUGUUGCCAUCGUAGUCCUGAUGUGUGGAGGCACCCUCGUCUUCCAAUGUGUGACGGCCUACUUGAUCGAUGCGUUCCCGCUAUAUGCCGCCAGUGCAUCGGGAGCGUCGUUUCUCCUGCGAGGUCUCUGUGCCUUCGGGUUCCCCUUAUUUGGGCCUUCCAUGUACGAGCGCCUCGGCUACGGGUGGGGAAAUAGCCUGCUGGGCUUCCUGACAUUGGCCGUAGCGGUGCCGGUGCCCUUGGUACUAUGGUUUUAUGGGGAGCGGUUGCGGAGAGUCAGCACUUAUUCCAUGUAG
This is a messenger RNA of Aspergillus bombycis, 1476 nucleotides long. RefSeq lists its product as uncharacterized. Gene Ontology annotation, molecular function: transmembrane transporter activity. Gene Ontology annotation, biological process: transmembrane transport. The transcript is spliced from 2 exons. The coding region runs from base 1 to 1476 and encodes 491 amino acids. NCBI's taxonomy places the organism in Eukaryota, Fungi, Ascomycota, Eurotiomycetes, Eurotiales, Aspergillaceae. The record is from RefSeq and is a predicted model, not a curated record.